Rubroshorea leprosula is the source of this 1414-nucleotide messenger RNA. NCBI's taxonomy places the organism in Eukaryota, Viridiplantae, Streptophyta, Magnoliopsida, Malvales, Dipterocarpaceae. The record is from the annotation of a GenBank genome assembly.
AUAGGGUAGAUUCUUUCAUGGAAGCUGCUUGAAGUUAUGCAAUAAGAUUGAAAGGAAUGAUGGUAAUAGAAAUGUAUUCAAUUUAAAAAGAGGAACUUCUUAGGUUUCUUUGAUAUUUGAUGAUGGGUCAUAAACAGGAUAGCUUUCCAUUUCCCAAAUCCCUCUCCACCACCCAUCUCAAGAGAAAGCUUCCUCUGAAAACUACAUACUUGAAUAUUCAAGAUGCAACAGAUGGGUGGAAUGCCAUUCGGGUCCGUGGGGCGCCUGCCAUCGCCAUUGUAGCGGCCCUUUCCCUUGCUGUAGAAGUUUCUAACUUGAAGGACUUUACUGGAACUUCUGAUGAUGCUGCGUCUUUCAUUUCAAUAAAAUUGGAAUAUCUCGUCUCAAGUCGCCCAACUGCAGUGAAUCUUGCAGAUGCUGCUACAAAACUUAAGAGAAGUUGUAUUGAAGGCUGCUGCAGCUUCUACAGAAAGCGAGGCUGUUUUCCAGGUACUAUUAAACAUUACCUGCAUGAAAUCCUUCUUCAGGGAAAAUAUGCUCAGUCUGAUUACUUAUUGCUUACAUUGAAGCUCCGGCACUUAUGCUUAAGGAUGAUGUUGCUUCAAACAAAGCAAUUGGGUCAUGGUGCAAGUUUCAUUCAGCGGCAUCUGGAAAACUCAGAAAGGUUUUCAGUCUUGACCUAUUGCAACACUAGAAGUCUUGCAACAGCUGGGUAUGGUACUGCCCUCGGUGUAAUUCGUGCCCUUCAUGCUAAGGGAGUGUUGGAAAGGGCCUAUUGCACAGAAACACGUUCAUUCAAUCAGGGUUCUCGACUCACAGCUUUCGAAUUAGUACAUGAGAACAUACCUGCAACUCUGAUAGCCGAUUCUGCCGCAGCUGCACUAAUGAAAGAUGGUCGUGUCGGUGCUGUCAUUGUUGGAGCAGAUCGUGUGGCCUCAAAUGGUGAUACUGCUAACAAGAUUGGAAAAUACAGCCUUGCCUUAUGUGCAGAUUAUCAUAAAAUCCCAUUUUAUGGUGCUGCACCACUGACUUCCAUCGAUUUAUCCCUUUCUUUCGGAGAAGAAAUUAUAAUAGAGGAAAGAUCUCCAAAAUUGCAAAAAGUAGACAACCAAAAAGUAGGUGGGGGAAAUCAUCUUCAAGUGUGGGUUAGGGUUUAUCCUGAGCCCACAACCUUGCGCCAAUCCAACACAUCUUUAGAAACAACUUUGCCACCCUUGACGUGCAGAAAUCUAACGCGCAUGAUACUUAUGCAAGAGGAUUAUGUGCAAGAAAGUGGAGGACAUGAUUUGGACUACGUACCUUCACGACAGAGGAUUGGUACAGACGAACAGAUUGGUUUAGAAUCUUCAGCCGUGUUCACCAGCUAUCAAGGGAAAGGGAACUGACACUCUAACAAUAGAACCAAUGCGUCAGA